GCGCCGCAGCGUGGUGGCGGGCACGCGCCGCCGAGAAGAUGUCUCCGAUGCCGCCGCUCUUCAGUUUGCCCGAAGCGCGGACGCGGUUUACGAAGUCUACCAGAGAGGCCCUGAACAACAAAAAUAUCAAGCCAUUGUUGAGUACCUUCAGCCAAUUACCUGGCAGUGAAAAUGAAAAAAAAUGUACCCUUGAUCAAGCUUUCAGAGGUGUUCUAGAAGAAGAAAUUAUAAAUCACUCAUCAUGUGAAAACGUUUUAGCUAUUAUUUCUCUUGCUAUUGGGGGCGUAACUGAAGGUAAGUACAGUGUUGUUUUUCUAAAAUGGAAGUUGUUUGGUGGAAUUGCUUUGAAAAUCUUUUUUUUCUUCUUCUAUUUAAUAGGUCUUAACUUGCAGAGUCAAUUUAAUCUGGAAAACGUCACUGUUUUCAAUACCAAUGAGCAGGAAAGCACCCUGGGUCAGAAGCACACUGAGGAUAGAGAAGAAGGAAUGGAUGUAGAAGAAGGUGAAAUGGGAGAUGAUGAAGCUCCAACAACUUGCUCCAUUCCGAUUGAUUACAACCUGUAUCGAAAAUUCUGGUCACUUCAGGAUUACUUCAGGAACCCUGUGCAAUGCUAUGAGAAGAUUUCAUGGAAAACUUUUCUUAAGUAUUCUGAAGAAGUUCUAGCUGUUUUUAAGAGUUAUAAAUUAGAUGACACUCAGGCCUCCAGGAAAAAGAUGGAAGAAUUAAAAACAGGAGGAGAACAUGUAUAUUUUGCAAAAUUUUUAACAAGUGAAAAGUUGAUGGAUUUACAACUGAGUGACAGUAACUUUCGUCGACACAUCUUGUUGCAGUAUCUCAUUUUAUUCCAGUAUCUUAAGGGGCAGGUCAAAUUCAAAAGUUCAAACUAUGUUUUAACUGAUGAGCAAUCACUCUGGAUUGAAGAUACUACAAAAUCAGUUUAUCAACUACUAUCUGAAAACCCCCCCGAUGGAGAAAGAUUUUCAAAGAUGGUAGAGCAUAUAUUAAACACUGAAGAAAACUGGAACUCAUGGAAAAAUGAAGGCUGCCCAAGUUUUGUGAAAGAAAGAACAUCAGACACCAAGCCGACAAGAGUGGCUCGCAAGAGAACAGCACCAGAGGACUUCCUAGGGAAAGGACCCAACAAAAAAAUUCUAAUGGGAAAUGAGGAGUUAACAAGGCUUUGGAAUCUCUGUCCUGAUAAUAUGGAAGCUUGCAAAUCAGAGACAAGGGAAUACAUGCCAACUUUGGAGGAAUUCUUUGAGGAAGCCAUUGAACAGGCAGACCCUGAAAACAUGGUUGAAAAUGAAUACAAGGCUGUGAACAAUUCAAAUUAUGGUUGGAGAGCCCUGAGACUGUUAGCACGGAGAAGCCCUCACUUCUUCCAGCCAACCAACCAGCAAUUUAAAAGUUUGCCAGAAUAUCUCGAAAACAUGGUAAUAAAGCUAGCAAAGGAAUUACCACCUCCUUCUGAAGAGAUAAAAACAGGUGAGGAUGAAGAUGAGGAAGAUAAUGAUGCUUUACUGAAGGAAAAUGAAAGCCCUGAUGUUCGCCGAGACAAACCUGUAACAGGGGAACAAAUAGAGGUGUUUGCCAGUAAACUGGGCGAGCAAUGGAAGAUCCUGGCUCCCUACUUGGAAAUGAAAGACUCGGAAAUUAGACAAAUUGAGUGUGAUAGCGAAGACAUGAAGAUGAGAGCUAAGCAGCUACUGGUCGCCUGGCAAGAUCAAGAGGGAGUACAUGCAACACCUGAGAAUCUGAUGAACGCACUGAAUAAGUCCGGAUUAAGUGACCUUGCAGAAAGUCUAACUAAUGACAAUGAGACAAAUAGUUAGCUUCUUUCUUUCUUUUCUUUUUUUUAUUAAAAUUGUGAUAAGAUUUUGUUACCAAGCAGCAUUUGAUAAGAGGUCCAAUGGUUUUGGUAAACAAUAAACAUUUUUAUAACAGUU
Leptonychotes weddellii (Weddell seal) is the source of this 1946-nucleotide messenger RNA. Lineage: Eukaryota; Metazoa; Chordata; Mammalia; Carnivora; Phocidae. The record is from RefSeq and is a predicted model, not a curated record.